AUGCCUCGUGAACGUACGUAUAUUAUGAUUAAACCAGACGGUGUCCAACGUCACCUAGUGGGUGAGAUUAUCAAGCGUUUUGAGACAAAGGGCUACAAGCUCGUAGCUCUUAAAAUGGUGCGUCCAUCCGUGGAACACUUAGAAGCCCAUUACUCGGACUUGUCUAGUCGCCCUUUCUUCCCAGCGCUCAUUAAAUACAUGAGCUCUGGUCCAGUGACUUGUAUGGUCUGGGAAGGCACGAAUGUCGUGCUAGAGGCUCGCAAGAUGUUGGGUGCUACCAAACCUAUGGAUUCCGCUCUUGGUACGAUCCGUGGCGAUUUUUGUGUGGACGUUGGCCGUAAUGUAUGCCACGGCUCGGACUCGGUUGAAUCAGCUGAUAAGGAAAUUACUUUGUGGUUUCCAGAAGGUGUCAUUGAUUGGAAUGCGUAUGAUGACGAGUGGGUGUACGAGAAUUAA
Peronospora belbahrii is the source of this 456-nucleotide messenger RNA. NCBI's taxonomy places the organism in Eukaryota, Oomycota, Peronosporomycetes, Peronosporales, Peronosporaceae. The record is from the annotation of a GenBank genome assembly.